Anoplophora glabripennis (Asian longhorned beetle) is the source of this 5188-nucleotide messenger RNA. RefSeq names its product protein encore (gene enc). The record is from RefSeq and is a predicted model, not a curated record. The transcript has 19 exons. Gene Ontology annotation, molecular function: nucleic acid binding. The annotation marks the transcript as partial. Lineage: Eukaryota; Metazoa; Arthropoda; Insecta; Coleoptera; Cerambycidae.
AUCUGCAACCAAAAGAACAAUAAUUUUCACGCAUGGAAUUUAGAGCGCAUAUAUGUCAUAUUUAUAGAGACUUCAGUUAACACAAUGCAACAAAGGGGUUCAAACUCGACGAUGGAAUCCGAAGAGGUGGACAGCUCAUCCACCCCACUUUCAUCUAGGGGCAGACACAACUCGAAAUUAAAAGUGCUAGUCAGGAGCCAUGCCAUGCGGGAGGAGACGUCGCCCCCUCGGGUGCCCAGUCCGAACGUCCUCCACUCACCAUGCAUCAAACUCAUCCCCUCACCGGAAGUCUCCCCCGAUAGCCCGAACCCCGUCGUAGUCCUAAGUCCGUCGCUGAACUCCCCCUGUAAGUCUCCUCAGUGCCUCUCUCCCACCACCACCCUGGUACCCUCCCCCAACUCCAGGUGUUCCCCGUCGCUGUGCUCUUCCAACGAUCACGCCGCCAAUCGGCUCCAAUCGGACCACCCGCAGGACUCACCUGGGUCAGGAUUUGGGAGUUCGAGUCCCAAGUACCUUAACAAAGUCAAUAACUCGAAAAACUCGGACGCCUCCUCGAAGCAAACUAGUCAUAAUGUUAAGAAGAAGUGUAUGUGUGAUUGCCAAAACCAGAACUGUAUAAAGUGCAUUAAGGCGCAGGAGAGGAACAUCAACAACAAUCUAACGAACGUAAAUAACAAUGUGAUGGGAAGCCCCAACACCCUGACAGUGUCCAGGGCGAGUUCCAGGGGCAAACUCAGGCAGCAGAGUUCAUCGCAGGGCAGCUUCGAAAGCUCGUCCAAUUCACCUUGCUUAUCUAGAGAUAGUAGUUCUGAGCAAUACACCGAUACUACAGGUGUCGAUUUAGAACAAUUUAUACCCGAAACACUUAAUAGAAACGCAAAGGACAGAGCUCUUAUGCUUCGCAUAGAACAAGAACUAGUCAAUCUUGCCAAAGAUAGGUGUAAAACUCAUUACAAAUUUCCGCCGAUGUCCUCGUACCAACGCAUGCUGGUGCACCGCUGUGCGGCCUACUUCGGGAUGGACCACAACAUCGAACCCACAGGGAAGUCGGUGGUGGUCAACAAGACGAAGAACACGCGAAUACCCGACGUCGAGUUCAAGGAGCACAUCAAGGACGACAUCGUCUUCAGCGAGGAACCGAGGAGGUCAAUCCUGAAACGGGACUCCAACAGCGUGGAGGAUUAUAGUUUUAAAUCACCAGAUAGAUCUUUUAGUUCAGAAAAUAGAAGAAGUAAAAGUUUCGAAGAACGAGAGGAGGAAUAUGAGAAGGCUAGAAGGAGGAUAUUCAACAGAGAGAUGCACGAUGGUUCUUCGGAAGAUUUCGGCUGGUCCGAAAUCCCUUGGUCCAGUACAGAGAGCGAUUAUUCGUCUCGAUUUCGCCUUCAACCGCCCGACGUCCACCGACGUCAUUUUGGAAAAUUAAUAAAGGUCCAUUCUGAAGACACGGCAGAAGCGUUAAGGCCUUGUGUAGCGAAAAGUUACAGUUUCGGUGGAUACGGGGGCAUAUCCGUUCUCAGCAGGGGUGAUAGCGUCAUGUCGACUCACAGUGCUGGCCCUAGGCUGCUUACGAAACAAGAUUCCGCCGCCAGCUCGGUAUCCUGGCGUCUGAGCCCGUCCAGUUCCGGCUACAAAUCUCAGUCGCAAAUGUCCGAGUCCGUGACGCCGUCCCCCACGUCCACUCCGCACCCGAUCAGCGAUUCCAGACAGAAUUCGAACGGCAGCAGCGAAAACCAGGAGCACAGAAGCGAAACGUCCUCCAGUCACAUAGUGUGGGCCGUCACUGAUAUUCACAACGUGCCCAAGGGAAGCAUCAUCAUCAACCCGCAGACGGGGAAACCCCUGAAGAACGAAGACGGGUCCGUGUACCACUAUGACCCGAAUAACCCUCCACCCGGCAUGGCUCCCGCUCCCGCUAAACCUCCACUUUCUCCUUACAAACAAUGCUUCAAGGAUAACACCUCCAUCUCCCCGAAACGCAACCGAUCCACCUCGACGAAGACAUCGCCCACCAGGAAAUCAAACUUAACGAACAGUUCGACCAGCCCCAGUUUACCGUUCUCCCCUCCUCUACUGACCACCUCGGUACCCCACAGGACGUUCUCCUACGUCCAAACAGAGAACGUGGUCAGCUUGCCCCAGCAGCAUUUUUCUGGAUAUACUUCGACGUUCGCUGCGCCUACGGCGGCAGACAAUGGCACGAUGUACCAACAGCCCUACAUCAUCUACACGGCUCCGUCGUACGGUGUCCACGUCCAGCAGCAGUACGAGAACAGAAUGGGAUCGGUCACGUCUGCACACAAAGAAUCUAUCACUUAUGUUGUCUUAGGAACCAGAUCAUUCCCAAUUAUUCUUCAUAACCCCUUCGUUGCAGAUUCCGCCGCCAGCUCGGUAUCCUGGCGUCUGAGCCCGUCCAGUUCCGGCUACAAAUCUCAGUCGCAAAUGUCCGAGUCCGUGACGCCGUCCCCCACGUCCACUCCGCACCCGAUCAGCGAUUCCAGACAGAAUUCGAACGGCAGCAGCGAAAACCAGGAGCACAGAAGCGAAACGUCCUCCAGUCACAUAGUGUGGGCCGUCACUGAUAUUCACAACGUGCCCAAGGGAAGCAUCAUCAUCAACCCGCAGACGGGGAAACCCCUGAAGAACGAAGACGGGUCCGUGUACCACUAUGACCCGAAUAACCCUCCACCCGGCAUGGCUCCCGCUCCCGCUAAACCUCCACUUUCUCCUUACAAACAAUGCUUCAAGGAUAACACCUCCAUCUCCCCGAAACGCAACCGAUCCACCUCGACGAAGACAUCGCCCACCAGGAAAUCAAACUUAACGAACAGUUCGACCAGCCCCAGUUUACCGUUCUCCCCUCCUCUACUGACCACCUCGGUACCCCACAGGACGUUCUCCUACGUCCAAACAGAGAACGUGGUCAGCUUGCCCCAGCAGCAUUUUUCUGGAUAUACUUCGACGUUCGCUGCGCCUACGGCGGCAGACAAUGGCACGAUGUACCAACAGCCCUACAUCAUCUACACGGCUCCGUCGUACGGUGUCCACGUCCAGCAGCAGUACGAGAACAGAAUGGAAGUUCCUCCACAAAUGCCAGAUAUUGCAAACACCUACUACAUCCCUGAUAGUACUGGUGUACCUCAAACCCAACCUAUUGCUUAUCAACAUCCUCAAGCUGGAUCAUACUGGAACCAGCCAGUGGCUUUUUAUCAAAAUAACCCUCAGGCAAAUCCUCCAGCCCAAAGGUUCUCUACUGGUCCCUCUCAACAAGGAUUUGUACCAUCAGGUUAUCCCACAAACUACCUACCUCCCGCCACCCAACCUCCUCACAAUCCGGACAUGGUUUUUCCAAACCAACCCAUACAAGUUGUCUACCAAAACCAGCCUACGCCUUCAAAUCAGAUCUUGUAUCAAAACCAACCGCCUCCUCUUAUCUAUUCUCACAACACCAUGUAUCCUGCCCCCAACUAUCCUCCCCCACAAAUGACCCCACAACAUUUGCCCCAAAACGUGCCUCCCUACCCGCAGGGAACGCCUACUCCAAACAGUUGUACAUCGUCAAGUUCGGGACCUCCGUUUCCAUUGUCCGGGCCCGCACCAGAUACGCAAAAUUUCGUACACUUAACCCAAAGCAUGCACCAGUUGAGCUUGGGAGGUGGUAUGCAGGCUCCUCCCAGCUAUAUUACCAACAAAGGUCCACCGCAGUUUGAUUUUCGUCAAAAGAGCAACGGUAGCCUCAAAGGGAAUAAAUUUACAGGCCAAAAGAAUUUCAUGAUGGGUUCAAGUCAGAGUAGUACCGGCACGAACUCGCCCGCUGCUACGGUGAUAGCCGGUUACUGCCCACCUCAAAAUGCACCUGGUGUGUACAGGACUCCACCUGAGACACCGCCGACCCAGCAGUUCGGUUUUCCACCUAAUUUUAAUGUACCUCCAGUAAUGUUCAGACAGAUAAGUAAUGUUGCGGCAAAUACCCCUGGAACAUCUAGAAGCAGCCGAUCUCCCACUCCAGCCAGUGACAUAACACAUUAUGAAAGACAAAGGAUGUCUUUGCCUCCAAAUUUAUAUCAGGGGAUGCCUUGUGUUGUACCAACGGACCCCAGGCUUAUUGCAGGCAGAGGACAGCCUGCUGUCUACAGAUCACAAAACACUCCAGUCAACAAGUCCAAUUUUAGUCAAACUUCAGAAAAUAGAUCUCAUAAAGGCCGAAAAUCUAAGACCAAUAAGCAGACUGGGCUACCACCCAGUGGGAAAUAAGUUUAAGCACCUGGAAUACAACAAGUAUAAAUAUAUUUUGAAAAUGUAUAUAAAAAUUAAAAAUGUUGUUUAAAUAAAUAUGUUCAACAUCGAUUUUGAGGGCUGCCCACAGUUGUUACAAAAGAAAAAGUAAGGUGACAAGUUCCUUUUUAUUUAUAGACACAACUACUUCUGUUUUACUAUUUAUUUUUCCAACGUUUAACAAUACGUUUUAAGGCUUGUACACCAAAUUUUAUGUUUUCUUUUUGUUUAUUUUUUGUGAUAUUGAUUUAAAUUUAGUAAUAGUUAGUGUUAUUCGCAAUAUAUUUUUGGUGUUUUAAGUCUUCAAAACUUGUGGUUAUACUUUAUCUUUUUUUUAAGAUAUUAAUAUUUACGAUAUACUCUAUAUGUUGUUAUUUACAAUAAAGAACGAAAAAAAUUUUAUCUACAAGAUGUUGCUCAACAGUUUAAUUUGUCACAAGUUAUGCAGCACAAUAUUUUUAUAACAAAUAAAAUGAUCUACCAUUUUAAGUACAGACGACAAUUUUUUUAUUUUGGCUUAUAUCCUCACCUUUGAGUAAGUGUGGAAAAAAAAUCAUUCUUCGGACCUGUGAAUAUAAAAGACAAUCUAUUUUGUUGUAAACUAUGUGUAUGUGUAACAUGAACAAGGGUCCAUUUUUUAGUUGGUCACAUUCUUUGUAUGGGUGUUUUUGCUGAAAAUGUGUUCAACUAAAAAGUAAUUUUUAUAUACGAAGCAGUGAAAAAUAGCUAAAUGUUCGGUAAUUUCGAUCCUUUCUAAAGUUAACCUGGCUGAUUUCCUAUAUGUUUUUUCACUUCUUCGUCUAGAAUACUGUUAUUUGUAAAUUGUAUUAACUUUAUUGAAAAGUUUAUCAAAAAUGUUAAGUGUUUUCUUUCGCAGGUCGACAGUUUCAUUAAUAAAUCGAAUGUAAAAUUUUUA